Messenger RNA from Brassica napus (rape), 3405 nucleotides. RefSeq lists its product as uncharacterized. Lineage: Eukaryota; Viridiplantae; Streptophyta; Magnoliopsida; Brassicales; Brassicaceae. The transcript is spliced from 2 exons. The record is from RefSeq and is a predicted model, not a curated record. Bases 1 to 3405 code for a protein of 1134 amino acids. Gene Ontology annotation, molecular function: catalytic activity.
AUGCAAAAACUAUGCCCGGGUUGGAGUUUCGCUUCUAAUCAUGCCUCUGAUGAAGAUGGACGUAUUAUCAUCAUUUGGAAACACCCUGCUGUCAUAAAUCUUUUAUACCAAACCCGUCAAACCCUUACUUGCGAAGUCACGAUAAGCUCUUCUCUGAAGUUUGUAUAUACAGCGGUGUACGCAGCUAAUACGGUUGCAGAACGAACAGAUCUCUGGAUGGACCUCCUAACAACCCAUCAAACUCUCUCUCUAGAUGCUGUUCCAUGGGCGGUGGGAGGGGAUUUUAAUCAAAUCCUUCACCCAUCUGAACACUCCUCUACCUCAGAAGCCGCCUUCACUCCUCCUAUGAUUGAUUUUGCUGACUGCCUCUUGCAAGUGGGCUUGUUUGAUCUGCGCUUUCAAGGGCCUUUAAACACUUGGUCAAACAAAUGUCCCACUCAACCUAUUGCGAAGAAACUUGAUAGGCAACUGGUAAAUCAACCUUGGAUCUCCACCUUUCCCCACAGCCUAGCUAAUUUCCAUUCCCCCAACAUCUCAGACCACUCCUCUUGCAUCCUCGAUCUAGCCUCCCUUUUACCCAUAGCUGGUACCAAACCCUUCAAGUUUUUCAACUACCUUACCAAACACCCAAAAUUUGUGCCUACUGUGGAGGACUUCUGGAUUCAGGCCGGUAGCAUUGCUUCCACUCUCGGAGAGCUAUGCUGGAAACUGAAACAAAUAAAACGAGUGCUCAAAGAUUUAAAUUUUGCAAAUUUCUCUAAAAUUCAGGAGAGAGUGAUUAUAGCUAAUAGUUUGUUGCAACUUGUGCAGGCAGAAGCUCUUCAGUCACCUACUAUGUUGUUGUUUGAAAAGGAGAAAGAGCUCCAUGAUAAAUGGGAAUUUCUCAGGGCCAUUGAGGAGGCGUAUUUCAGGCAAAAAUCGCGUAUUAAUUGGCUAGGUGAAGGAGAUUUAAAUACCUCUUACUUUCAUCGGAUAUGGAAGGUCCGUUCUGCGGUUAAUGCCAUCAGAUCCUUCAUUCUGCCAAAUGGUACACUGAUCACAGACCCUGUUGCUAUGGGUGAGCUUGCAAUCUCACACUUUAAGAGUAUUCUAGCACCAGACGUCCUUCCGAUCACGAUCUCCACUCCCCAAUGGUUUGCUUCUAUUCUGACAUUCUGUGUCUCUCCUGAACAAACCGCCACUAUGUCUGCUUUGCCAUCACCAGAAACAAUCACCAAGACCCUCCUCAGACUCAACCCAAAUAAGGCUCCAGGCCCCGAUGGUCUCACAUCUGGCUUCUUUAAAGCUUCUUGGGCAAUCAUUGGCCAUGAAGUCCUCUCCUCCAUUGGUACUUUUUUCUCAACUGGUUUCCUGCCUGCAGUUGUAAAUUCCACCAUCCUCUCCCUUGUCCCCAAGCAUCCGGAACUUAUCCUUCCCAACCAAACUGCUUUUGUGCAAGGCCGUCUUCUUGUUGAAAAUACAAUCUUAGCCACUGAUGUAGUAGAUGGCUACCACAAGCAGUUUGGUCCUCCCCGACUCACCUUGAAAGUUGAUAUAGCAAAAGCGUUUGAUACUCUAAAUUGGGACUUCCUUUUCAUCUGCUUGAGCACUCUACAGAUCCCGCCAAUCUUCAUUCACUGGUUGAAAACUUGUGUCUGCACUCCAUCUUACACAAUCGGUUACAAUGGGGCUGUGCAAGGAUUUUUCAAAGGGCGUCGUGGACUUAGGCAAGGUGACCCUCUCUCUCCUUACCUAUUUGUUGUUGCUAUGAACUGUCUCUCUCAGCUUUUGAACAGAGGUGCAGAGGAAGGGAAAUUCGGCUAUCAUGCCAAAUGCUCAUCCUCAAAGCUCACUCAUCUUUGCUUCGCCGACGACCUCCUUAUAUUCACGGACGGCAAACUGAGCUCUGUCCAAGCAAUUCUAGCUAUUUUGGAUGAGUUUGCUGCGCAUUCUGGCCUUAAGAUCAGCCUCCAAAAAACCUCGUUUAUGUCUUGUGGAGUCCCUCAGGAUCAAGUUGACAUUAUUGCCCAGUCGUGUCAGCUAUCUGUUGCCACUCUCCCUGUCCGUUAUCUAGGCGUCCCCCUCCUGUCUCAGAAGCUAUCUAUGCACCAUUGCACCCCGUUGAUCCAACUCAUCAAGAGCAAAGUCAACUCCUGGAGUGCGCGCACCUUGUCAUAUGCAGGAAGACUCUUACUGCUGAAUACGGUUAUCAAUGGCAUCACUAAUUUUUGGACCUCAACCUUCAUUUUACCCAAAGCCUGCAUCACAAAGAUCGACUCCCUCUGUAGCUCUUUCCUUUGGCAUGGCUCGUCUGAAGCUGGCCAUUCAGCAAAGGUAGCUUGGGAAACUGUAACGCUCUCAAAGGAUGAAGGAGGAUUGGGCUGUAGAGAUCUAAGAGCCUGGAACAAAGCCUGCACACUAAAACUCAUCUGGCUUCUCUUUAAAUCCUCAGGCUCCAUAUGGGUUGCGUGGUUCAUCGAAGAAAUCCUUCGAGGUGAUCUCUCUAGGUUCUGGGUAAUAAAACCGAAGCAGCGUUUCCCAUGGCUGGUCAAAAAACUGCUUGGCCUUAGGAAUUUAGCUUUCAACUGGAUCCAUGUCAGAGUGGGCUCCGGAGCCUCUGUGCGAUUCUGGUCUGAUAACUGGUCUCAUCUGGGUGCUAUUUCAGCGUUCUUGUCACCCUCUAUCUCCAACUCAAUGGGCAUUCCUCAAGCUGCUUCCCUCCAAGACAUCUACCAGAAUGGAACGUGGCGAGUUAGACCUGCAAGAUCCGAUAAGCAGGUUACGGUUCAAGCAUUACUUUCAUCUCUCACUUUGACGACAGAGCCGGAUUCUAUAAUUUGGAGUGUAGACAAUACAGUUUGGGAAAAAUAUAGCACUGGUGGAAUUUACAGAUUACUCAAGAAUCAUGGCAACAAAGUACCUUGGAACCACAUCAUUUGGAGUAAAGGCGGAAUCCCAAAGCACAACUUCAUGGCGUGGCUAGCUACUCUCAAUCGCCUCCCAACUAAAGAUCGGCUCCUACAAUGGGGUCUGAAUGUGGACCCAAAUUGCCUGCUUUGCUCCACUACAGCUGAAUCGCGUGAUCACCUCAUCCUCGAAUGCUCUUACUCUGCCUCUCUCUGGCGUAGAUUCUCCAUGCGCCUUGGUCUAACCAUGCCGUUGUCUUGGGGUUUGAUGAUCUCGGCGUUACUAUCACUCACGGGGCCAGUGUGGUAUAAGAGAUUAUGUUGCUUGGUUUGGAAGCUUGCGAUCUACUCUCUCUGGGUUGAGAGGAAUUCGAGACUCCAUCGUCAAAACUACCGUUCGGUAGACUCCUUAGCUGCGACAAUGGAUCGAACUAUUAGGAACAGAAUCAACAGCCUUCGUGAUGCAAAUCCUGUUGCAGCUUCUACCAUGUAUCAAUUCUGGAUUCAAUCCUCCACCUAG